CGGCAAAGCUGCUGAAUGCUGAACACACAGCCGGCCGGUGCAGCAGCCAGCUACAGCAUUGGGUAGCGUGUAGCGUCUCCCGCACUCCACAGGGAGUGCACAAGAAGCCUCUUGCCGUUUAACACCCCAAAACAGAACCCAAAACCUCGCCCGGUUGGCGAGUGGGGGGUCAUGGGGUUGUAUGUGACGUCACAAUAGUAGGUGGUGCCCCACUGCCAGCCACGGCCGCGUGCCGUGAUGGCGCAGGUCGUGCCGGUGUUCGCAGCAUCUGACGAAACGUGGAUUGCUUUCGUUUCGAAGUUUGAAAACGUCUUGAGAAGUGCAUCACAGCAGGUGAAGAUUGAACGUCUCCUCGUACAGCGAAAUUGUGAAGCUUGCAGGCAGUUUCUUUCAGAGUACAAGAGUUCAGAAGAGUGCAACGAAGCUGACUUACCAGCCCCGUCCAACCACAUUACCAAUGCAGUGAGCAAGAAGCUCCAUGACGCUGUGAUCAGUGCCGACGCUCUUUUAGGUGAUGCCCAAGCCCUGAGGCAAGGGCGAUCUGUGGUCAAGAACAAGGAGAGGAAGGCAGGAGGUCCUCUGGUACGAUGUGCCAGGACUGUGGAGCGCAGUAAACAGACUGGGACAAACUGGGCUAAAUCAUCUGCAGCACCUAAGGCCAUAGAGACGGAAGUUGCCAAGUGUCGUUCUCGAACACGUAGUCAGUCCCUGGUACCUCUUGGACGUGGCACCAGCAAAGGUGCAGUGAGAGCAUGCUCCAUCACACGUAAGGAAUGUGCUGGACAACGGGAAAUAAAACCAGCUAGAGGAAGGGAAUCUCUAAGGAAUGGAUAUCAGGAAGACUGCAGAAAGAAAUACGUAGCUUUAAUAGUUCCACCUGGGACCAGAGAGAGAUACAGUGAAUAUGAGAGAGCCACAGCCAAAGCUAGAACUGUGGCUGCCACUCAAGUUCCUGGUCGAACAAGAUUCCUCGCAUUGCUUAACGAAAAGAACUGGACUGCCAAUGAAGAAAAUACAGCGAAGCACUCAUUCGAAGACAUCAUGGUGCCAACCCACGUGACGUAUUCGUCGUUAUGUCAUCUUCGUGACUUGGCGGAGACUGUUGCCAAACUUCGAGAUGUCCAACUCAGAUCAUAUAUCAACCACACUUUGAGCAAGAGCAUGAUGAGCAUGCUACGGGACAUGGAUCGAAAUGAUCCGAAUUUUGUUACAGUAUUCAGAUGCCUCUACAGCAUCCUUAUCAGCGAGAGCAGGAGCUUUCCAGUUUUUGUCAAGAACAAUGGUUGAAGAUACUCUAGCCCUCGUGCUACUCAGAAGAUACUCUGUACCUUUUGCGCGUCAAGUGUUGAGGAUGUUCUCAAUUAUUGCGGUAGUCAUCGUUUUUGUGCCACCACGCAUUGUUCCUAUUAGGACAUUCGAUUAUUUAUGUCGUUAAUAAAAUUUGACUGGUUUUUAUACAUAA
This is a messenger RNA of Ornithodoros turicata, 1462 nucleotides long. RefSeq lists its product as uncharacterized. The coding region runs from base 238 to 1287 and encodes 349 amino acids. The record is from RefSeq and is a predicted model, not a curated record. The transcript has 10 exons. Lineage: Eukaryota; Metazoa; Arthropoda; Arachnida; Ixodida; Argasidae.